Molecule: messenger RNA, 1890 nt
Organism: Kalmanozyma brasiliensis GHG001
Lineage: Eukaryota; Fungi; Basidiomycota; Ustilaginomycetes; Ustilaginales
Product: Protein of unknown function DUF3722
Exons: 1
Coding region: 1-1890 (629 amino acids)
Biological process (GO): phospholipid transport; mitochondrial outer membrane translocase complex assembly; protein insertion into mitochondrial outer membrane
Cellular component (GO): ERMES complex; SAM complex
Source: RefSeq, a predicted model, not a curated record
AUGCACGACUUUGUCUCGCACAUCCUGCGCCAGUACUUCCACGCGACGCACUGGAACGAGUACAACUCGUACCUCCACCUCACCUCGUCCUCGUCGUCGAUCCUCGACUUCGCCGUUCCGACCGGGCUCUCGUUGUCGAUAUCGGCGUCGCCAACGCCGCCGUUCUUUACGACGUAUCGUCUGGGUGCGUUGCCGAAUCUACGGGCGGGAAUUGGAUAUAUCUAUGCGAGCACACAGGAGCCGGUCGACUUUGGGAAAAGUUCCAAGGAUGUUCGUCUCAAAGAGGUGAUUGAGCGAUUUCGCAUUGUCGAGGCCUCGCCGCGGCGGAAUGCGCCAGCAAGAGGGCAGAAAUACUGGUUGGCGGGCGAGCGGUAUUUUGAGCCGAUCACGGAGCCACAAGGGACAGAGGGAGGGGAGUAUUUGGUGUAUGGAUGCAUGCAUGUGCCGUCCGCGCGGCUGGACGCGCUGUGGACCAAGAGGAUGAGCCCGACCUGGCAGCUCAUUGUCACAGCGGUAUCGACGCCACCGAAGUAUCCGCUCAAUGCGCUGCAAAGUGCCGCGCUCGCCACCCAGUCGUCGUUUGCGUCAGGAUCGAUGGGCAAGGCAGCAGGGUUGUCAGGCAGCGUGGAUCGGCUCGACUCAUCCACGCACACGCUCUCGUCUUCGGGGACAAUGUCGGGAAGCACACCUCAACAGUCAACCACUGCAGCGGCAGCAGCAGCGCAAGAUAGCUACGGACUCGGUCCGCCCGGAUCGACAAACCUGCAACUGACACUGCAACGCGACACAGGACGGUGGUUCACCGAGUACAGCUACUCGAUCGAUGAUGCAUUGUGGGGCUUCAGGGUGCUGCACAACUUUGGAGCGACUGGCGACCAUUCUGCUUCAAUGGCCAAUAGCGACAGCACAACGACCAAUUCCGCGUCUACAGCGGACGGGACAAGGACGCAAAUCGGCACCACCAGCGGCCUAACUGCAACCACCUCUGUCUCUAGCAGCGGCACCGACGAUGCAGACGCCGGAGGCGGUCUGCGCGGGCGCUUCAGCGCUGGAGCCGAGGUCUUCGUCAGCACGGUCGAGAAAUCCGCCGGCCUGUCUACGGGAAUCCGCUUCUCGACGCUGCCCGAUUCGCCCGGUCAGCCCAUCAUUGCGCCCUUCGAAGCGUCCAUUCCGCCUUCAACCCCCGAAGUGGCAACAGCGACACCAUCGCAGCCGCCAACGGUGAUCACAGCCACGCUGAACCCCAUGAUGGGCCACCUGAGCACUGCAUAUGCGGCAAGGAUGGCGAGGGACGUGGUCGUCGCCUCGCGGUUCGAUUUCAAUGUCUAUAGCUACGAGUCGGAAUGGACGGUUGGUGCGGAGUAUUGGCUGAGGAAGAGAGGUGGCGAGGUAGGGGCGCAGACGAAGGGCGUCGGUGGCAUAGCCGAGGAGAGGGUCGUGAAGAGGGAGAGAGAGGAGGCAGGGCCAAUGUCGCUGCGCGAGCAGGGGAGUGGCGGUGUGCUGGACGGAUCGGCAGCACCGAAGAAUGAUGCAGAAGACAAGUGGUCCUUGCGCACGCCGGCUGCGACGCCCUCUCCACCCUCUUUCGAUUCCACCACACAGUCCUCAUCUUCUCCAGCGUCGACUUCACCAUCGACAUUGCCGCCACCACCACCAGCAUCGCCCCUCACAACCCUCCUCUCCCCCAUCACGGGCGUCCUCAAAGCGCGCCUCUCCACCACCUCCGACAUCCGCCUCCUCUGGCAAGGCCGUCUUUCCUCCUGCCUCGUCUCUCUCGGCGUCAAAGCGGAUCUAUCUCCCGCUUCACCUCUCCCCUCCCCCUCCACACGCGGCAUCGUCAAGAGCAUCGGUCUCGAAGUCAUGUAUUUCUCCACCGCCGACAUUGACUAG